Molecule: messenger RNA, 4664 nt
Organism: Dreissena polymorpha
Lineage: Eukaryota; Metazoa; Mollusca; Bivalvia; Myida; Dreissenidae
Exons: 9
Coding region: 531-2873 (780 amino acids)
Source: RefSeq, a predicted model, not a curated record
GCGCGUGACGUCACUCGUCAACUGGUCUAUAGUGCUGUUUUCAUCUGUGAUAAAAAUUAUAUAGAUUACCGUAAGGUCAUAUAAGAAUAAGUUAAAUACCGUUUGGCAAAGGUGAUAAUAAUGUGUUGAUUAGGGAGGACCUCCAAACCCCCGAUUGCAGGAAGGGGACAACCCCUGCCCCAUGUACCGCUUCGCAACUUCGUUGAUCAAUAACAAUCGUUGAUGGGAAAAUUCGCACCCCCUUUUUCAAAACUCUGGCUUCGGGCCUGUUUGUGUCCAAGGGGAUGAACUCUGUUGUAUAUGAAUUAGAGGACACCCCCUUCCUGAGAAAUAAAUCUUUACACAUUACUAUGUCCUUAUUGAUCGACAAAAGCAUGCAGGCUCUGCAGUUAGUACAGCAAUCAGAUUGGUGAGUCACCGGUGGAGCUCAUGUGCGCAGACAAUGAACAAGGAUCUAUCAAAUAAGUCAAUGUGGCUAUAUACACACCGAUUAUUGAAAAUACAUUGUGAGUGGUGACGUCUGCUUCACUAUGAUUCAGAUGGCACAGUAUUUACAGAAUUGCACUUUACUUCAAUCUGCUCUACCCAGUUCUUCGCCAACGGUCGUUCAAAACAAUGAAGAGGGCAAUGAGGAUGAAGCGGCAAGAUUGAACGAUUCCACUCCUGCUGGGCAUGCACAAGUGGUUGUUCAAACAAGCACAUUGUUGCCCGGGCCCUCCUUGCUCGCUCACAUACCUUCACCAAGUAGUCCCGAUAAUUCACACCAGAAUACAGAACCCCAAGUUCCAAACCCUCCAAGCAUAUACGGCGUAGUUUUCAUGCCAAACGAAGUCCAGCGUUCGGAACUAAUAUUUUAUCCCCCGAAAUUCCAAACGCCGUCAGAUGUACAUGUGCAUUCGAACCAAAAUAAUAAACAUACAAAACACAAUGUUGCAAAUGUGCCUAAUAGUUCCGACCUUUCGAUCAUGCAAGCUGGAUGUACACCAUCAGUAGAGAGCCAGGGUUGGAUGAAUUCUAAUUUGCAGACAAGUCUUUUUUUAUCAUACGAUGCAGGACAGUCUGUACGUGAACAACACCAGUCAGAUAACGAAUACUAUCUGCGCCAAAAUGUUUCAAGAGCACAAUCCGGACUGCAAGAAAUCAAACUUUUGUGUGAUGCGGUUAUUGUGUACGACCAGAAUGAUUUUGAUUAUGCUGUUGAUAUGAGAGAUGAAAUACAAGCUAUAGUACGCACAGAGGUAGAUGAACCUCUACGGAUAAAAUUAUUUGACGACAGGGAAUUCAUGCAGUCUACUGUUCAAAAUGUGCAAGAUAUUCUGAAAAAUGCAAGCGUCGUUUUGGUCUAUCUUUCGAAUUAUACUGAAAAUUCCAGACAGGUUCAGUUAUUCAUCACAGAAGCAGUCGCAUUGGCCAGUGUGAGCUUGACUAAUCAAAAUCCUUUGGGCUCGGGUUGUAUAUUCAGUGUCUGGCCUGUCCACUCACAGCCUCCUAACCGACGCAAUUAUCGGACACCCGCCGGACUGGUCAGUAUCAGCGGCAUUGACUGGUAUAACAGGACCAGCAGAUACACGCACACCAGAAUUGUUGAACUUAUGACAAAUUCAAUUCGGAGAAGGGGACUUAUAGAGCACCAAUCACGAAAGGAGUUAAGACAAACAACGCUACAGAUACCGUUUACGCAUGAGCAAUAUCAUAUAAGUGACGCACCAAAACAUGCAUGGACUGCUGAUGCAAGUGCUUUUACGACACCAGGUGCACUAAACGUGCCUACUGAUUUCACUGAACACAUGCAUGGGGGAAGAAAUCAUUUUACUAACGAGUAUGACUUCAACGUUAAUAAUACGGAAAGCUUGAUGAGACCAAUGAGAUUUGAACCAAACCAAGGUUCCGCUGGAUCCUCUUACGCACAAGGCGGUGAACAAUUUUCACCAAUGGGCGAAUAUUACAUCCAACCCGCGGACGACAGACAAAGGCCUACCACAAGUGUGACAAAUAUCCGUGCUGCCCACGGAUAUUGUGCCACAAACCAAAUGCAAUCAGCAAUGCAGAAUGCGCCAAUCCAAUUUCAACUAAGACCGCCGCAAAAUAGUCCCGGUCCGCAUUGGCCGCAGCAUCCGCAGCAGCAACUGCAGGGUCGGAUGACAAUGAGUGGAGGGGAUAGGACACCGGCACCCCUUCGACAGAAUACGCAGCAGCACACACAGCAGCAAACGGGGAGUCAGAAGACAAUUGUUAUAGGGGAUAGAACUUCGGAAUAUAGUUCCGGACCUUCCCGACAUAAGAAGCAGCAGCAACAGCGGAUUCAGAAAACAAUUCACAGAGGUGAUAGAACAUCUAUGCAGUUCGUUUCUAAUCAGUCAACGAAAGACGUGGAAAUCGUUAAACCUACAAGAACAGAAGGGGCCGUAGGAACGUAUCACCAGGGUCCUGUAGAUAGUGUUUAUCAAGGCGAUCCUGACAGCAGUGAAGAUGAGAUGUUCGCUGGACACGGGAAUCUUCCCGGAUCAAAAGGCGGGCGUAUUCUGAACAUUGUUGGUAGCAAGGUCCUGCAGAUAGGAAAUGAAAACAGGGUGUCUAACGUCCGAAACAUUGUGAAGAAAGACAGAAAACAAACGCAAGGAAAGAAAACACGUCUUACAGACAAAGAAAGAUGCAAUACCGUGCAGAAAACAUACAGUGGGUGUGGAAAACCGGCGAAAGGUGGAGUAAGCGGGUACGAACUGAAUAUACCAUUGCAAGAACCCCAGCGCCAUGCAAGAACUGACGUGCAAGGUGCUGGGAAUGUCAGAAAAGACAUUUCAGUCGAAAAUACUGAGUUGACAGCACCGGUUUCGUAUUCUGACCUUAGAAAUUCGUCACACAGCCCGAAGUAGAAUGCAACUAUAUCCGAGGACAGUCGUAUCAUGACGAUGGAUGGUGCUUCUUCUGUUCCUUCUUUGAACCAAUCACCAAAUAGGAGUGGGAAUAAUCAACUACGUCCCUUUCCCAUUACAGACAAUUUCCCAAGAGAGACAGUGAUUGAACUAAUUUCAUUGGAUGAAAACACAUUUGCACAAAGUUCUGACGAAUCGUACGAAGAGGAAACAGCAGUUAGGACUGACAUGCUAGACGCUAACCUAUUUGGUAAACGCCAAUAUGACAAUCAGCACGUUGGUCGAAUGUUAUUUGAGUCACACUCAAAUCGAUCAUUCUCUCGCAUGGUCAACAGAUCUCUCGUAAUCGAAAGCGAGACUUAUGAUCCUGCCAAUGUCAGUGAUGUGGAUUGAUAUAAUCUGUUGCAGAGUACUAUGUAUGGGGCCAUAUCACAAACUAAGCAUUCGGUAAUUCGUAUAUGACGAAAAUAUCUUAAACAUAUUUUGAAAAUCAGAAUAUUAAUGAUCAAAUACACUCGACAGAAAUCAAAAUCAACACUAUUUAUUUUGUUACACCUCUAAAUCAGAGGUGUAAAAAAAUAGUGUUGAUUUUAGUAAUGAUUGUGUUUGUUAUAUUGUGAGUUAUAAUUAAAAAUAUCAAUUCCAAUUGUAAAAUUAAGCCUCUUUAAUGCGAAAAUGGGGUUUCCUUUUAUUCCAAGUCUAGGCUAAAUUACAGCAUGGAAAAAAACGAUUCUGUAGUUGGAUUUAAGUAUUUUUACCUCAUCCCUGAACGCCUAGUUAUUUAAAUAUGUGGGUUAAAGCAAUUAAAACGACAAUCAUGAUUAAGCGGGAUUUUACUCUGCUUAUAUGUUGAACAUGUUUGUUGUUGUUGUGUGUGUUCUUUUCAAUAGUUUUUAGUUGUUCUCGCUAGCCAGCAACUAAUGUUCAGCGAAUUUUGCAAGUCUGCUCUCAACUACGCUAGGCGGAGCGUCGUUGUAUUGGAAAAUCGAUAUUGGUCAAUAAGAGCGCACGCUUUGCAUGAGCGACAGCACAACCUGCAAUAAAAUUAUGCAGACGACGAAUGACGUACAUUCCAUACGCUAGGAGCGUCUGCUUUACUACGCUAGGAACGAUACCCACCGCAUCUGCCUGUUAAUAAUUCACCACUGGUACACUGCAGGCAGCGAGUGUGUGUGUGUGUAUGUUAUCAAUAGUGUUUAACAACUUGUGCGACGACAUUGGCCAGUCUAGUGUUUAACAGCUUGUGCGACGAUAUUGGCCAGUUUAUCAUUUAAAUCUGUUCAUAUUGGCUGCUUUCAGGGAAAACCGGGCUGAAUGCAUGUUAAAUAAGAUUAGCCUGUGCACAUUGAUUAGCCUCUGCAAUGCGCACAAGCUAAUCAAGGACGACACUUUCUGAUUUUAUGGUGUUUUUCGUUUAAAGAGAGUUUCUGGUACUGGGAUGACAACUCAUCAUGCAGUCAAUAUAUAAAAAAAUGUACAUCAUAUGUCCCUGAAAUAGGAUGAGAGUUUCCACACACAAAUAUAUUUCAAAACGCUCUUUUAAUCAUGAUACUAAUCAUUGUUGCGUGAAAAUCAUCACUGAUUGAAAUAGCUGAGAUACUUGAACAUUUUGGAGCCUCUUAUUCUCUUAAUAAAAUUGAGCUGUUUUUCGAAACCCUAUGUCCCGCUCUGUAUGUAUAGAAAUUGAUGUCAUCUUUCUAAUAUCUCAAGCAUGCUAUUUUAAUUUCAAUUUAUGCUAAGAAGUAUAUAAAUAGACCGCCAUAAACCAAAAUAAAACAAAUUUGAUCAAAA